AGAUAUUGAGUGUGGCAAUUUGUUAUCUCGAGAUGCUUGCGUACAAUUAAAGUUGAUACAGCGUGUUCAUAAUAUUAAUGAGAAUUGUUUAAGUAAAAUGAUUACGUUGCAUAAACACAUUUUUGAGGGGAUUGGCCAGUUACCGGGGUUGCAUAAAUUAACGAUUGAUGACACUGUGCCACCUGUUGUUAGGGGUUGUCGGAAAAUACCAAUUAAAUUACGGCCUAAACUACAGGAGGAGUUGCAAAGGCUUCAGAAUUUAAAUAUAAUCGUACCGGUUACUGAACCCACUGACUGGGUCUCGAAUAUUGUAAUAGUAGAAAAAGCUGAUGGAAACAUUCGAUUAUGCCUAGAUCCUCAACAUUUAAAUAAGGCAAUAAAGAGAAGCCAUUUCCAACUCCCCACUCUUGAUGAAAUUACGGCUAAUAUCUCGGGUGCCAUGUACUUCUCAGUCUUAGAUGCGAGCAAGGGGUUCUAUAUGUGUGUAUUAGAUGAACCUAGCUCAAAACUGUGCACAUUUGCGACCCCUUUUGGGCGUUUUCGCUUCCUUAGGUUACCGUUCGGGAUAAAUUGCGCGUCAGAGGUAUUUCAUAGUAUAAUGUACAAACUAUUUUCAAGACAGGGAGUAGAGGUGUUUAUUGACGAUAUAUUAGUUCAUGGUAAAACGCGAGAGGAGCACGACCAGAGAUUGGGGGAGGUAAUGCGGAUAGCGGCCGAGUUUGGGGUAAAGUUUAAUAAAAAUAAGUGUGUGUUUGCUCAGGAAACUGUCAAGUUUUUGGGUCACAUACUAGAUAGAAAUGGAAUUCGGAUUGAUCCAGACAGGAUUAAAUGUAUAGAGAAUAUGACCAUUCCGGAAGAUAAAAAAGGGUUAGAACGGUUUAUAGGUAUGACUAACUAUGUGUCUCGUUUUAUUCAUAAUUAUGCAGAUAAGGUGGAGCCGUUGAGGGAGCUAUUGAAAAAGGACGUAAGUUUCGAGUGGCAUGAGGCGCACACUCGAGCAUUCGAUGAUCUGAAGCGGCAGCUGGCGCAGGCGCCCACACUGAGGUACUACUCGCCCAACGAGCCGGUGACGGUGUCGGUGGACGCGAGCUCGCGCGGGCUGGGCGCGGUGCUGCUGCAGGCCGGCCGGCCCGUGGCCUACGCCGCGCGCACGCUCACGCCCACCGAGUCCAGGUGGGCUCAGAUAGAGAAGGAGCUCCUCGCCAUCCUGUUUGGCUGCAGGCGACUGAUGUACGUAGCCGACACGUUGUCAAGGGCGACCAGGGAUUUAGGAGGCAAGUGCGAUCAGCGAAUACAAGAACAGGUAAGUUUACACAUAAAUACUCUGGUGACUAAUCUACCAUUUAGUAGCAAUAAAAUGCAAGCGAUUCGAGAGGCUACGAGGAUCGACCAGAGUUUAUGCGAAGUAAUGGACCUUUACAGAAAGGGAUGGCCGCAUACUAAAAGCCAGGUAACCGAGAAAGCUAAGUCGUACUGGGAAGUUAGAGAUGAGAUUCAUGUCGUGGAGGACGUAGUGUUUCGGAACAACUUGGUGAUCAUCCCUAACAGUUUACGGGCCGAAAUGAUCAAUAAGGUACAUGAGGGUCACCUCCUCAUCGAGAAGUGCAAGAGGCGAGCGCGCGACGUGAUGUGGUGGCCGGGCAUGGCGGCCGCAGUGGAGCGCGCGGUGCGCGAGUGCGAGGCGUGCGCUCAGCGCCGCGCCGCGCCGCCGCGCGAGCCGCUCGCGCCGCACGCCGUGCCUGACAGGCCUUGGCAGGUGCUCGCUACUGAUAUUUUUCAGGUGCGUAUUCGAGACCCGGCCGAGAUAAACGGCAGAGGGCGCUGGGUGCGCGCGCAGGUGGAGCGCGCCGCCGCCGAGCCGCGCUCCUACUGGGUACGCAGUACGCACGCCGGACGGCCGCCGCUACCGCCGCAACAGGCAGCAGAUCAUACCGGCGGCGCCGGCGCCGCCGGCUGGUACUAUUGCCAAUAG
Molecule: messenger RNA, 1972 nt
Organism: Leguminivora glycinivorella
Lineage: Eukaryota; Metazoa; Arthropoda; Insecta; Lepidoptera; Tortricidae
Exons: 3
Coding region: 98-1972 (624 amino acids)
Source: RefSeq, a predicted model, not a curated record